UGAGGGGGACUCCACCUGCACACUGUUUUAAAAAGAUCCAGGACUGAGUCCAAGAAGCUGGGGGUGCCCUUGUGGGGCGCUUCAGAGCUGUUCUUGCCAUCCCUGGAAGGCCGAACCCCCAGUCCGUGAGCUUAAGACUGUGACCUUUAGGACCGCGCAAAGCGAGAGACUCAGAAAGCUGAAGUUCCCAGGAGGAGAGGAUUUUUCACGCUGCACCUCUUUGCGGUUCAGAAUCCAGUUCCUGGCCUGCAGAGAGAAAAACCAGCGGCGGCUGGGAGGACGAGAGUCAGGUCGGCACCCCGUGGACUCGAACGCCCGCAAACCCCACGCACACGGGCACGCAGGCCGGCGUCCCGCCGCUCAGCGGCGCGCGCGCGCGCUGCCUCUCCAAAUCAGCCGGCAGGGGCACCCCGACGGUUCGCCACGCAGCCAGCCGACUGCACGCCCCUUUCCCGGGCGCUGUGGCCAGGACCCCAGCCGAGGCGACGCGGCUGAGGGAGCCCCCCUUCCCUGCCUCCCUCCCUCCCUCUUCCAGAGCCGGGUUUUUCCAGCCGGCGCCUCACUCCCUCCGCUGCAAUCUCUGAGAACUGGGCUGUGACGCGCGCUGCUCCUGCCCAUUGCUCCCUUCCUUUCCUGGUUGCCUCCGGCCGAGACCCUCCUGUCAACAGGCAGGGUUUCCAGAAGAGAGACCCCCGGCGGACAGAGGUCCCUUUCCUCCGCCUCGAGGGGGCCAUGAGCACCCAGCAGGAGGCCAGGAGAGAUGAGGGUGACACCAGGAGAAGGGGACCGGAGGCAGAGCUGCCCCGGGACCGGGCCCCCCUGAGCCAGCAGCGGCGGCUCAAACAGGCCGCCCAGUUCCUGCACAAGGACUCGGCUGACCUGCUGCCCCUCGACAGCCUCAAGAGACUGGGUACCUCCAAGGACUUGCAGCCACACAGCGUGAUCCAGAGACGCCUGGUGGAAGGAAACCAGAGUUGGCUCCAGCGCAAGUCUCCCCUGGCGCAGGCCCCCAUUCACGGCCAGGAGAGCCGGGGCAACACGAGUGGGACGCUGCUCCCCGCCCUGCUGGUCAGUUGCAAGUGCCAGGACCAGCUGCUUAGAGUGGCCGUGGACACAGGUGCCCCACACAAUCAGGUCUCUUCCGCGUGCCUCAGCCGCCUGGGGCUAGGGAGGAGGGUCCUCAAAGGCCCAGGUGGGGACCUGGCCCCUGAGCCCCCGAGCCAGGUGGAGCAGCUGGAGCUGCAGCUGGGGCAGGAGACUGUGGCGUGCACGGCCCAGGUGGUGGGUGAGUCCUCCCUCCUCCCAGCCUGGCUCCUCCCCUCUCCUGAUGUCCUCCUCGGGGUGGGGCCAGCGCCAGGGGUCCUCCAGGAUGCGCUGAUCAUGCCCAGUGGUCUCAGACCUGGUGGACAGAGAAGGGGUAGGUGGGUGCCCCGCGGAGAGCAGCAGUGACCACAGCACUUG
Ochotona princeps (American pika) is the source of this 1461-nucleotide messenger RNA. It is a transcript of the gene NRIP2, whose product is annotated as nuclear receptor interacting protein 2. Gene Ontology annotation, biological process: proteolysis. Gene Ontology annotation, molecular function: aspartic-type endopeptidase activity. The transcript is spliced from 4 exons. Bases 733 to 1449 code for a protein of 238 amino acids. NCBI's taxonomy places the organism in Eukaryota, Metazoa, Chordata, Mammalia, Lagomorpha, Ochotonidae. The record is from RefSeq and is a predicted model, not a curated record.